UCUGGAUAAUACUUGACCAGUUGGAAAAUCCCCAUUCUGGCUGCCUCGAUAUAAACUUGGAUGAAAGGAGGGUCCCACAGCUCCCACGGAGACCUGCAGAAGGAUGAAGUCACGUUUAAUCCUGUUGCUUGGUUCUCUCUGUGUAACUAUAAACUUCUCCAGGUCACACGAGGAUCAUGACCCCGCCCCGGAGAACGUGCUCUAUGGAGUCAGGGCGACGCAGUCAACUACCUACUCGAAAUACGGAAGCGCAGACAACGCCAUCGAUGGGAAUCACGACAAUGAAUUCAGUCAUUCGUCGUGCAGCAGCACCAACAGCCAGUGCAACCCCUGGUGGCGUGUGGAUUUGCAGAGACACUAUCGCAUCUACGUGGUUAGCAUCACCAACCUGAACAGGAGACCGGACAGGCUGAAUGGAGCCGAGAUCCGGAUCGGCGACUCACUGGAGAAAAAUGGAAACAACAAUACCCUUUGUGCAAAGGUCAACCACAUUCCAGCAGGACAGACUGCCUACUUUUACUGCGAGCCCGCUGGUGUUCACGGUCGGUACUUGAACAUCUUUCUGCCGAGAUGUAGGACUUACCUCACGCUGUGCGAGGUGGAGGCGUUCGGAGCCCACGAUCCACAUUGAUGUACCUUCUGAUAAUCCGGCGCUUCCGGCCUCUGCAAUGGACCCAGACAGAGACGGAUCUAGCUCCAUAUCCCGGAUGAUGUGGGCCGAACUAAGGCUUCAAGCAGCAGUUUUCACAGCAAGCCUCUCUCUCUCUCUCUCCCUAUUUUGUAGCCGAGCUUGGAGUGAAGAACAACAGCUGGUGGUGGUGCGGGUAUAGAAAGCACGUCACCACGGAACCGUCCGGCAGUACGGCAUCUUCGAAGCCUUUGUGAGGGACCGAUGUGCGUUGUCCGGUUCACCGCCCGCUGCCUGCGCUGGUCUUCCCUCACUCAUAUCGUAUGUGUUAAUCACACUCUAUGGCAAUUGUGGCAAAUUAAAUCAGCGAAACAGCUUCUG
This is a messenger RNA of Mobula hypostoma (lesser devil ray), 1009 nucleotides long. RefSeq names its product fucolectin-like. NCBI's taxonomy places the organism in Eukaryota, Metazoa, Chordata, Chondrichthyes, Myliobatiformes, Myliobatidae. The transcript has 5 exons. The record is from RefSeq and is a predicted model, not a curated record. Bases 104 to 631 code for a protein of 175 amino acids.